Molecule: messenger RNA, 1171 nt
Organism: Vigna umbellata (rice bean)
Lineage: Eukaryota; Viridiplantae; Streptophyta; Magnoliopsida; Fabales; Fabaceae
Product: AT-hook motif nuclear-localized protein 20-like
Cellular component (GO): nucleus
Molecular function (GO): DNA-binding transcription factor activity; minor groove of adenine-thymine-rich DNA binding
Source: RefSeq, a predicted model, not a curated record
UUAAUCUUUGCAGUAACUCUGGCAAAUCCUUGGUGGACAGGUCAGGGAGGGUUAUCUGGGGUUGACCCAGGAACCCAUUCGCCUGGCCUAAGCAAACGCCACACAGACCUUGCAAUCAAUGAAACCAGUGGUGGCCAUAAUAUAGAAGAAGAUGAAGACAAUAGAGAUGAACCGAGAGAAGGUGCAGUUGAGGUUGGAACUCGCAGACCGAGAGGAAGACCUCCCGGAUCCAAAAACAAGCCAAAACCGCCAAUUUUCGUAACAAGGGACAGCCCAAACGCCCUGAGGAGUCAUGUGAUGGAGAUAACUGGAGGAGCUGAUGUUGCCGAAAGUGUGGCCCAAUUCGCAAGAAGGCGUCAGCGUGGGGUUUGUGUGCUCAGUGGGAGUGGCUCCGUGGCCAAUGUCACUCUUAGACAACCUGCUGCUCCUGGAGCUGUGGUGGCACUUCAUGGGAGGUUUGAGAUUUUGUCCCUCACUGGGACUUUUUUACCUGGUCCUGCUCCUCCAGGAUCCACAGGACUCACAGUGUAUCUUGCUGGAGGCCAGGGCCAAGUACUAGGAGGGAGUGUUGUUGGGCCUCUAGUUGCCACAGGACCAGUGAUGGUGAUUGCUGCAACUUUUUCUAAUGCAACAUAUGAGAGACUUCCACUUGAUGAAGAUGAAGAAGGGCCUAGUUCCGCCGCCGCGGUACAAGGAGGAGGAUCGCCACCGCCACUUGGAAUUGGAAGCGGUGGGGGUGGGCAAUUGCAGGGUGGGAUUCCAGAUCCAUCAUCUUUGCCUUUGUAUAAUCUUCCACCGAAUGGAGGAGGGGGGCAAGUGGGGCAUGAAGCCCUUGCUUGGGCUCAUGGACGGACACCUUUCUGAAUUGCAAAACGCGGUAGAAGAAGGCAUGGAUGGAGUCAUCUAAUAAUCAAAUUUAACCUGCUUAUUGUAUUCAUCUUGUGCUGUAUUUUGAAGGCUAGGAAUCGGAAGAGUUUGCAAGGUUAGACUACUAAUUAUAUAUAUAUAUAUAUAGUUGUGAAGAACAGUGAGAGAAGAAGCUAGCCAGCUACCAAGCAAGCAUGCUUAUUUUAUGAUGUACAUGGAUUAUGAACCAUCUUUUUUCUCUUUUGCUUCUGUGUUUUGAAUAAAAAAGAUGAUCAUGGGCGUCUUUUAAAAUAUUUAUGAAUAA